Molecule: messenger RNA, 2364 nt
Organism: Sclerotinia trifoliorum
Lineage: Eukaryota; Fungi; Ascomycota; Leotiomycetes; Helotiales; Sclerotiniaceae
Source: the annotation of a GenBank genome assembly
CUUCCAGUUUACCACCAUCCAUUCGCCCUGUUUACCACACAUCCAUUCGCCCUUAGACAAUUUAGUUGUACAUUAUUUUUCUUUGAGUCUGUUUUUUCCCUGUUGAUCAUAAUGCAAUACUGAUUUACUCGCAACAACUUCACGAACAGCUCAAAUCCUCAAGUCCACAGCAAUGCCCGUAGAUUUUGUCGCAAAUGUAAUAUGGGGGAAAGUUACCUGGCUUCCUAGUCUUUGGACUAUGGCCAAGGUAGUGCCAAUUGUUUGUUUCAUUGUCUUGGCGAAGCUUUUCUCUGCGGGAGCGAAAAAUACAUCAGAAAGGAAGAUGCAUGGGAAAGUGGUUAUGGUGACAGGAGGGACGUCUGGUAUAGGCGCUGCAGCAGUUCUAGAACUAGCAUCUCGAGGAGCACAGAUAGUUCUUCUCACACGCCAAUCUCCAUCGGAUAUGUUCCUCGUCGACUAUAUCGAAGAUUUGCGGGAAAGAACCAGGAACGAAUUGAUUUACGCUGAACAAGUCGAUCUCUCAUCUUUGUAUAGCAUUCGGAAAUUUGCUACGAAAUGGAUCAACAAUGCACCACCACGACGACUGGAUAUGAUCGUACUAUGCGCUGCCACACUUACUCCUCCGGGAAAACCUCGUGUUACAACAAAAGAGGGUAUAGAAGAAACCUGGAUGGUUAACUACUUGGCAAAUUUUCAUCUUCUAAGUAUUCUCAGUCCCGCAAUUCGCGCCCAACCACCAGAUCGGGAUGUGCGAAUUAUAUUAGCAACCUGCUCGUCUUAUAAUAAAAGUCCCACUAUUGGAGAUGGUAGUGAUGCGAUAAAGAAGAAAGAUUGGAACCCCUCAGCAGCAUAUGCCAGGAGUAAGAUGGCAUUGAUGAUUUUUGGACAAGCCUUUCAGAAGCAUCUGGAGUCAUACAAACGACCCGAUGAAGCGGUUAUGAACGCACGAGUCAUAUUUGUGGACCCCGGAUAUUGUCGCACACCAGGUUUCAGAAGAUGGUUCUCCCGGGGUACAUUGUCGGGGUUGGCAUUAUAUGUCAUGUUAUGGCAAAAUGUUUGGCUUAUAUUGAAAAGCUCUCAAGGAGGUGCUCAGAGUAUUUGCUACUCCGCUAUGGAAGCAACAUUAGGAAGAGGGCCUGGUGGAAAGCUCAUCAAAGAGUGCAGAGAAAUAGAUUUCGCUACUUCUGAUAUCAAAGACGAAACUAUCGCAAAGAAGUUAUGGGAAGGUAGUGAGAAGUUGAUCGAGAGAGUUGAAAGAGAAGAAGCCGUUAAAAGAGCUUUAGAGAAGAAAGAGAAAGAGGCGGCUGAAAAGGCAAAUGGAGCAAGUGAGAAACCCUCCGACAACUCCGGCAAUACAGGAACAGCGCCGGAGAAUUCUAAAGGAAAAUCUAGAAGGCAACGCAAAGCGAAGUGAGAGACCGGGGAACGGAACAGCAUAUAGCAUUGCGGCGGAGUCUCCAAUAUAAUAUUUUCGGAUACCAGGCUCAAUAUAUCAUCUUUCUGUGAAGCUCGACAACUCUUAUCCAUGUUGUUUCCAUAUUUUACAUAUAUUCUGCAACCAGGCGAAAUAGGGCAACUAUAACCUCAUCAUGUUAAAGUAAUGGACCAUAUUGAUCAUGCUAAUUUAUCACGGUAGCUAGAUAGCCCACAGAUCAGCGGACGUUACUAUGCAUCAUGUCAGGCACUUUUCAGGUAUUUGUACUUCCUUGCAUCCUCAUGUUCAAUGUCUACAAUGAAUAAUCCCAUGUUUAAGAAUGCCAAAGUUUGUGCUUGUACGUUAAUGGAGUAUUGGUCUGAUAUGGUAAUGAUCUGAUAUUGGAACUGACCUCCGUAGAACAAAACCUUAUGAGUUGGAUAUAUUGAAUGAGAAUUUCUUAUUAUAUUAUUUUACCUUGAUUAUGAAGGAGCAUUGUUUCAUUCAAGGUUGGCGCGAGGUGUGCAAAGCUUUUCAAGGUAAGUCGAAUGAUGUAUUUGCUUGAUUUCGCAACAACAUUUAUGCCCGGGUCGGCGGCGGGUCGUGAUUCGUGCCAAGCUAACAUGCUGUGAAAUGGUAGUUCAUUGCAAAUGAUACAUGGGAGAUGUUCGAACGGGUUCCUCUACGACAUCUAUCCACAGAUUCAUGAAGACCGUGUCACCUAUUAUCCACCGCGGAAGUAGGUGAUAAUGCGUGUCGUUCUCCGCUUCACAGCAUCCUGACGCUCUGCGGUCAACAAAGCAGAUGAUAUAACUGAUUCUCGAUUGAAGAGUUCGUUCUGCAGGAAUUAGGCCAGUAAUUUUUGUGGUUCUGACGAAUCAAAGCACGCUCUCACGGCACCUUUCGCUAACAUUGCCAUUUCUCUUCGAUCGUGUGGGUCUUACUUGGCA